Messenger RNA from Colletotrichum scovillei, 3233 nucleotides. RefSeq lists its product as uncharacterized. The coding region runs from base 803 to 2692 and encodes 629 amino acids. The record is from RefSeq and is a predicted model, not a curated record. The transcript has 2 exons. Lineage: Eukaryota; Fungi; Ascomycota; Sordariomycetes; Glomerellales; Glomerellaceae.
AGUACACACGCCUGUGGUCCAUGCUAUAUCAUGUAACACGCAAGUGCCUGCUUGCAUGUUGCAAACUGGUGCCCGUCUCUGUUUGUGAGAGGUCCAGAAAGAGGUGUGUGUGGUCCCUGUCCCGCACGAUCGGAGAGACAUCCCGCGAGCCUCAGUCAAGACUCAGACCCUGCCGUACCAGUCCAAACCGGUCCAUACCAAACCACUCCCGACCAGGCCCUGGCUGGUCCUCUCUUAGUCUUCCCUACCAUACCUAACCAUAACCUUGCCCGACCAUACCUUACCCUGCCAUACCCUCCUUUAGUCUCUUACACUCCCUUUACCCCGAUCACCCUCCUCGUCUUCUUCCUUACCACCACCACCUUCGAUUCUCUCCGUGACACCCUUCUCACGCCUUUUUCGACUUUUCAUCUUCUUCGUCUCCCAACUAGCUUGGUGAUUGCUUCUUUUCUAUUCUCAGCGUCUUGUUUAUUCGCUUGCUUCGAUACCGAGGACGACUACUUCGACGACAUCGACGACUUGCAUCUUCGACGACACAGUCUCACCCUUUAGACUGUCUCUGCGCGCAGUGUUCUCUGCUUACACGUGUAUUCGUCCACGGAAGAACUCACUUUCUCACGGCUCUCACGCCGUUUAUGCUUCAGAAGGAACCGGUUCCUGAUGAGCUUUUGCGAAUCGACCUAGAUGGCCGGCUAGGCUUCUCCUAGUAUCAGUCUAUUUUCUUCAAACCCGACUCGGGGUCCUUGUUCGAUUCUCGAAACCAUUCAGGUUUUUGCGACUGGAAUCGCAACAUAUUGCAGCAAUGUCGAGUCCAAAUCGGAACGCGAACCUCCCGGAUGGGGCUUUCAUCACGACUUUCAAUGGCAAGAGGUGUACGGCGAGGCCGAGGAAUGGGAACAAGUCAAAGUCGAACAACCAGCAACGUGCCUCGACGAGUACGUCUCACUCGACAUCGACAACACGCUCGACGACGCGAUCGACACCCCCUCCGCAAGUGAGCUCAUCACCGCCUCCGCCUCCAGCAGUAGCAACGCUUGCUCCUGCUCCUCCGCCGCCGCCUCCUCCACCACCGCAAACAACACCACCGCCGCCGCCACCACCACCACCACCAGCUGUUUUGACCACUAGUUCAGCGAUCCCAACACCAACUCCUUCUCAAGCGCCCCCCGCGUUUUUCAGCAAUAUCAGCCCAUCACCCUCACCCACGAGCAGCGCAGGAGCAGGCGCUGGGGCUAUUGCGCCUUCGCCACCCCUGAACCCGGGUACUGCCGCAGGCGAGGCAGGAACAGGGAACGAUGCGCCUACGACCAGUCAAGCUCCUGCUUCGAGCAGCAGAUCUGGGGGCGUGGCUACCCCUGUUGUGAUUGCUUCGAGUGUUGUUGGCGCUGUGGCGGUAAUUGGCUUGCUUGGGUUCCUGCUUUGGUUCUGGCGGAAGAGGUUGCUGAAGAAGCGUCGGAGCACGCUUCUUACUCCGUUGUCCACGGACCCCAGCUUCAGGGAAAAGUCGUCAUACGUCAUUGACAGAGGAUCUUUGGGCCCAACACCGCGCUCAGCCAAGCUCAAGGCCGCGCUUGGCUAUAACUUCCAGAGAUUCCGCGGCCAGUUCGGUGGAUUGGUCUCACGCAACCGGGACAGCGGCUCGACAAAUGACCGCGCUCAGUUUAUGAAUAUCUCCCAGCACAGCCGAAACAGCUCGUCUCUAUCAAACCAUGGUGGACCGCGAGACGUCGUUACAACAAAGGAUCGGGUCAAGGACUGGUGGGAACGGUUGACGGCGGAUAUGAAAUUCAAUUGGCGACUCCGCGGCGACAGGAAUGUCGAAAAGGAUCCGUUCGCCUCGGCUCGUAACAUGAGCGAUCGGAAAGCGGCCACGCCAGGACAACCCGACUUCUUGACGCUUUUGGGUAUGGACGACAGGGAGGUUGAACGGGAAGCGCAGAGGAGGCGAGUGAGCCGGAACCAAGGUAGCGCCGGCUCCGCCGAUCACUUCCUCGGUGGCCUGGGACUGAACUUCGACAAUGCUUCCGCCGACCCCUUUUCAGAUAUCAACGCGUUACCCCAUAACUCGGCCAAGCCGGCACCACUCGCCGUGGCCAACCCGGGCAAUGGCAAUGACAACAAUCCCUUCUCUGAUGCCAAUGCCAUAUCGGCACCUGCGGCCGCAAGAAAACCGUCAUCAACGUAUGUCGCUGAUGUACGCCGGUCAAGAGGAACCUCUGUUGGCGGCACCACCACCAGGCCGCCAAGCGGCUCAACCUACUCUCCGCGCCUGGACUCCAUGUACCGAGACUCGAUGCAGAGCGUGGAGAGCUUCGCAACGAGGCGGAACAAGUUCCGAUCUGAUCCGUUUGAUCUGGAAAGACCUGAGCUACUGGGCAGCAGUCUCGGUAGCAGUAGCGGCGGCCGGUUGACGCAGGCCAGCAGCAACUACAGUCAGGCCGGCGGGGGCGCACCCCGGGUACCCGGCAAUGCUCACACGCGCGCGGACAGCUUCAGCUCAAAGUACAGCAGUGGUGUGAGCAUGGACGGCUGGAGUGAUCCAGGGCCAGAUGUCGGGCCUUCAAGCGGACCUGGCUAUCGCAACGAGGGCGCCGAGAGCCCGGUUGCAGGGUACCGUGCCGGAGAGCAGAAGAAGAAUGUCGUGAGGAGGCCCAGUGGAGGAAGCCAGAACAGCGUUGGCAAGGCGUUGUAAGGGGAGAGAGAUUUCUUUAUCAUGUAUUACCAAACACAUCUUUCACUACUUGUACAAACGUUGGAGAUGAAGAGGGUUGAGAGGGAUGGGUCAAGGUCAACCACUAGGGGAAGGAAACGAUUUCACGCGAUAUGGGUGGGGGCAUUUGAGCAACAGCCACGGCUGGGUGAUAUGGUUGAUAUGGUUAUGAGAGAGAUUGAGAUGAGAGGGUACGAUGAAGGAUACCGACCAAAAAAUGAAGGGACCCUUUUUAUUCCAUUUGGGGACCGACUUUGGUGUGUUUGGUGUUUUUGAGGAGACAUAUCACAAUACCCGUGUUCAUGUCUUCUGAGCUUACUUUUUUUUUUUGUUCCUGUUCUCUUCCAUUCUCACGAAGCAAAAGUCAAAACUUCUUGACCAUGAGACACCCCAUACUCAUUCCCGGCUUCACUGCCCAGCUUCUUAUAAGCGGGUUGCGACGGCCGGGGCAGGAGCAGCACAAAGCCUGUUCUACUGUAAUGGUUUUGUUAGAUGAAUACCACAAAGCGAAAACUUAUCCCGU